AUGGCAGUUGUUCAUCAGGAUCAGUCUGAUCUUAUUCAAGACGGAUCUUACAUCUCUCGUAAAGCUGUGACAAUCACACCCUCUAGGGAUGACCACGGAAAGGUUCUUAGCUGCAUCGCGUCACAUCCAGAACUACAAAAUGAACGUCUACGCUCAGUUCAUCUCAAUGUUCAUGAUUUACUGACUUCAAUCACUUGUAAAAGUAUUGGGUCAUUCCCAGCGACCAAACUAUCAUUUCAGUUAGUAGGGGGUACUGGUCAAGCUGACAAUAUCCCCCUUCGCGCAAAUAUCUCAAGCAAAAGAAGUGUUUUAGACGAUAAGUUGUUCGACUCCGAGGGUACUAUAACCAUUCACCCAAAUAUUGAGCGUCAUGGGAAGUACAUUUAUUGCUACGCAUCACUUGAAAAACACAUAGUUGGAUUUAAGUUCGCCAAAGUAAUCGUUUAUGGCCAACCAGAAGGCAUCAAGAUUACUUCCCCUGUGGACCUAUACGAUGGCAUAGAAGUCAAUGUAACCUGCAAAGCUGUUAAUGGAUACCCCGCACCGCAUAUCCAUUGGUACAUCGGAACAAGAAAUCUUACAGAGGAUUCAUCUUUAAACAUAAGUGAAAAUAAAGCUGGUCGAUAUGAUGCUGAAAGCACUCUAACUCUAAUACCGACGAGGUAUGACCAUGGGAAACGUCUUCUCUGUGAGGCAGUACAACCUACAAUACUCCAAGCUCGUUCGGUGAAUCAAAGCUUGGUUCUAAAUAUAUACUAUCAUCCCGUUGUGUCAAUCACUGCUCGACAUCUUACAUCAAACAAAGCAAGUGGGACUACAGAGCUCGUGGUGAUAUGUGAAGCUGAUGCCAAUCCCCCUGUCAUUACCUUCGGAUGGCUAUGCAACGAAACUGUAGUGUCCAACGACUCCAAUAACAACAUACUCACUGAGACUCUACGUGAAGAUGCAACCCUAACAUACCUAAGGUCCAGCAUUUAA
This is a messenger RNA of Lytechinus variegatus (green sea urchin), 978 nucleotides long. Its product is annotated as nectin-3-like. NCBI's taxonomy places the organism in Eukaryota, Metazoa, Echinodermata, Echinoidea, Temnopleuroida, Toxopneustidae. Gene Ontology annotation, cellular component: adherens junction. Gene Ontology annotation, biological process: heterophilic cell-cell adhesion; homophilic cell-cell adhesion. The transcript is spliced from 5 exons. The coding region runs from base 1 to 978 and encodes 325 amino acids. The record is from RefSeq and is a predicted model, not a curated record.